AUGCAAUACGACAACUCUGACAACCCCGCCACCCCCCGCUCCCCUUCGCCUUCCCCCUCUCCCUCCCCUAUCCCAGGCCCGAUGUGCAUAGCAGUCACCGGCGCCCUAGGCCUCGUCGGCGUCCAACUCUGCCACCACCUCCUCUCCCUCCACCACUCCGUCGUCGCCAUCGACGUCCUUCCCGCUUCUGCCCCGCAACACCAGAUCGAUCCGUUGAAUACCAAGGGGUACAAGUACGUCCAAGGCUCGGCGGAAGGUAUCGAUGGGUAUAGAGAGGCGUGUCGGGGGUGUACGGGUAUAGUGCAUUUGGCGGCGGUUUAUACGCGGAGGGAGAGGCCGGUGCCGGACUAUCGCAUCCACAAUGCCAACGUCGCCAUGUCCUACAAUACCCUCUGCAUCGCUGUCGAGCUGGGAAUCAACCGUGUCGUCUUGGCGAGUAGUGUCAAUGCUAUGGGCAUGUUAUAUUGCAAUAGACCGAAGUUCCACUACCUGCCCCUGGAUGAAGACCACCCAUGCCGUCCCGAAGAGCCCUACUCUGUCAGCAAAUACCUAAGCGAGCUCCAAGCCGACUCCUUCAUCCGCCACUACCCCUCCUCCCCCCUCCGCAUCGCCUCCCUCCGCCUGCACGGCGUCGUCCCCUCCCACCUCUGCACCCCCGCCUCCCUGCACGAGCUCGGCGGCGCGUGGAAAGACCUCUGGGGGUGGGUGUCCAACCCCGGUGUGGCGCGCGCUUGCGAGCUCGCGCUCACGGUUAGGGAGGAUUCUUUCCCGGCGGGGCGGCAUGAGGUGUUUUUCAUUGUGGCGCCGACAAUUUGUCAGCAGCGGUCGACGCAGGGGCUUUUGGAAGAGUUUUAUGAGGAGUAUAAGACGGAGGAGGGGAGGGGGACGAUAAGGGGGGAGAGGAGGGAGGGGAGGGGCAUGCAGGGCAAUGAAGGGUUGUUUGAUUGUGGGAAGGCGGAGAGGAUGUUGGGCUGGGUGGAGGAGGGGUUUCCGCUGGGGAGUUGA
Messenger RNA from Cryptococcus amylolentus CBS 6039, 1005 nucleotides. RefSeq lists its product as hypothetical. Lineage: Eukaryota; Fungi; Basidiomycota; Tremellomycetes; Tremellales; Cryptococcaceae. The transcript has 4 exons. The record is from RefSeq and is a predicted model, not a curated record. The coding region runs from base 1 to 1005 and encodes 334 amino acids.